AUGAUUGUGGCAUCGCGGAGUGGCACACGAUGCAUUCGGUGUGACUAUCGCGCCCAACUACGCGCCUUACAGCAGAAACGAUUCGGCUCCACGGCGAGUGCUUCAAAGCAGCAAUGGCAGCAGGAAUGGCAGCCAAGCUCGCACGAGAGAAACAUCAUCCGCCGAACGGGAGGCCCAAGAGAAGGACGUGAACGCGAAGCCCAAAUAGUGUAUCACCGCAGCAGGGGCGACAGGACCGACAACAUUGUGAGGAGGACUUCAAGAAAAGAAGCAGACCUCUCGAAAUGGGGCAUUGACAGCAACACUGGCUGGAGCGGCCGGGGCAGGAGAGAGCAAGAUUUCAAGACUGCGCUACAGGAGGUGCUGGCCAAAGUGAAGGAAGAUGUCAAGGAAGCUCCUGUACUGGAGCAGAUGGCGAAAGACCAACAGGAAUGGGAUGGCAAAAGUGGACGAGAUUUCAGUUUCAGCAAGUUAUGGAAGGUGUUCACAUCCUCGAUCAUGUCUGGCGCGCAAGGCAACGCUUUUCGCAUCGAUGAAGGGAAAUCGUUAUACAACGACCUCGCGAGCGUGUUUCGAGAAAGAGGCAAAAGUGGACUGGAAGACCGCGUCAAGUAUGCCUUCUAUGGAAAUGUUACCGGAGCACGUUUCACAGAAUCGGACAUCAAAAAUCAAAAGGCGAUGGCAGAUUUGAGAUAUCCGACAGAAUGGUUUCCGGCCACGAGAGCGCAGCAUCGUACCAUCCAUCUCCAUGUUGGACCCACGAACUCCGGCAAGACGUAUCAUGCUCUGCAACGACUCGAGCAGGCCACGAGAGGAGCAUACGCAGGUCCGCUACGGUUGUUGGCCCAUGAAGUUUUCACAAGACUCAAUACCAAGGGUAAGCCAUGCGCACUGGUCACUGGCGAAGAACGACGCCUACCAAUCGGCGUUACGACCAUAGACGCCACGGAUGACAGUCCAUAUAACAUGACUGCUUGUACUGUGGAAAUGAUGCCGCUCAACAAAGAAAUGGAUGUCGCCGUCAUCGAUGAGAUUCAGAUGAUCGGCAGCGCUGAGCGUGGUUGGGCAUGGACCCAGGCUCUUCUAGGCGUCAAGGCAAAAGAGGUACACUUGUGUGGCGAGGAACGUACAGUGCCGCUCAUCAAAGAGCUGUGUGCAAGCAUCGGCGAGAAGCUGGAGAUUCAUCACUACCAGCGUCUCUCGCCCUUGGCAGUCGCUGAGACGUCUCUCGAUGGCGAUUUGAGGAAACUCCGCAAAGGUGAUUGUAUCGUUUCCUUUUCAGUCAUGGGCAUCCAUGCUCUGCGAAGACAGAUCGAGAAAGCUACUGGCCGCAAAGUCGCGACAGUGUACGGAUCGCUGCCUCCAGAAACUCGUGCUCAACAAGCUCGUCUGUUCAACGACCCAAACAAUGACUACGACUUUCUUGUGGCCUCCGACGCUGUAGGCAUGGGUCUCAACCUGGCCAUCAAACGCAUCAUCUUCGAAUCAUCCACCAAAUUCAACGGUAUUGCACGACAGACCCUAAAUAUUGCAGACAUCAAACAAAUCGGCGGACGUGCUGGUCGCUUCAGAAUCGCAGAACAAGCCUCAGCAGGUGCAGCAACAGCAGAAGAACUCGCAGCAGCCAAAGGCGAUAUCAAUCCAAACUCCUCCAUCGCAGCCGCAUCAGAAGCCGACGAAAACCUCGGCCUCGUCACCACCCUCGAACGCGUCGACUUUCCCAUAGUCCGCUCAGCAAUGGAAUCCGAGCCCGAACCCAUCCGCUCCGCAGGCCUCUUCCCCCCGGCUCCCAUCCUCGAGCGUUUUGCAGGCUACUUCCCUCCCGGAACUCCCUUCUCCUACAUCCUCACACGCCUCCACGAACUCAGCCAAAUGCACACCCGCUUCCACCUCUGCGGCCUCCGCGACCAAGUCUGGAUCGCCGACAUAAUCGAAAAUAUCGAAGGUCUCUCCGUCGCAGACCGCAACAUCCUCUGUUCCGUCCCCGCCGGUAAAUCCGAUUCCGACAUGUGGAAGACCCUCAUGCCCGCCUACGCCCGCUGCAUCGCCACGCAAUCCGGCGGAAAUUUAGUAGAUAUCGAAGAUUUACCUCUUGAGAUCUUGGAAACAGAAAUUCAGGGCACGAGGGAGUAUCUCCGAGAAUUGGAACGUUUGCAUAAAGGCGUCGUGGCAUAUUUGUGGUUAAGUUAUCGCUUCGCGGGAAUUUUUACGACGAGGAAUUUGGCAUUUCACGUUAAAGGGUUGGUGGAGGAGAGGAUUGAGAAGACUUUGAGUCAGUUCUCUUUCUCCGAGGCGCAAAGGAGGAAGUUGGCGGCGUUUAGGGAGCAGCAGUUGUUGCAGAAUUUGGCGAAGAAUGCUGAAGAAGCGGAGGAUGAAGAGGUGGAAGGGGAGGUGAAAGAUGUGGAUCGGACGGGACUUGGGUAUUUGGAUGCUGCUGUGGAAGGAACUGAGGACGAGAACCAGGAUGUGAUGGAGCAGUUAUCGAAGGAGUCCCCAGACACAGCAACGGACAGCGCUUCGCCGGACCAUGGAUUCGAUCUUGGGGCUCAGCUGGAUGGCCUCGCAGAACAUCCACCCGUGCCUGCUCAAGGCCACACCUCGAAACACCUAGAAGAGCAGACCAGUCAACUAGGUGGGGGAGACCACUUUGGUGGCGCAACGGAGGAUAUCGAAGUCGCAGAGCCGGGUCUGGAACCUGACGGGCUCAUCGAGGAACAGAAGAACCGUGUCGACGAAGCUCCAGCCACAGGUGAGAGCAGUGCUUCUGAAACGGAGGAUGAAGAAAAGACCCAGUCCACAGAUGGGAGUAGGGCCGUGUAG
Molecule: messenger RNA, 2820 nt
Organism: Cercospora beticola
Lineage: Eukaryota; Fungi; Ascomycota; Dothideomycetes; Mycosphaerellales; Mycosphaerellaceae
Gene: SUV3
Product: ATP-dependent RNA helicase SUV3
Biological process (GO): mitochondrial RNA 3'-end processing; RNA catabolic process
Cellular component (GO): mitochondrial degradosome
Molecular function (GO): hydrolase activity, acting on acid anhydrides; ATP binding; RNA helicase activity
Source: RefSeq, a predicted model, not a curated record